GACUAUUACACCAACCUCCACAUAACAAAGUUUCAUGCAUUAAAAAUUGCCACUUGGCAAUCCUUUUUAUGCAGGGUAAUAAUCUGGGUGAUAAUUACGGUGCGUGAAAUUCGAAAACACCCGCCUGCUUCUACCGCUUUCCCGCCAAUUGUUCAUCCCCUUCCUCAUCCUUAAAAACCCUAGCAGCCUCGCUUCUCUUUUUCUCUAGUUCCUCUCUCUCUCUCUCUCUAAAAAAUACCUCAGGCUCUCUCUCUUCAAACUGUUCCUUAAUAGCUCCAAUGAAUCGGAGGGUAAGGAGCCCAACGAGGAAGGAGGUUGUGGCGGCCAUGUCGGAGGAGAGGUUUCUACGAUUCUUGAGGCCAGGAGCCCUCGCGCGGUUGCGGGAUUCGAAGAUCAGCGCCAGAUCGCCGAGAUCUGCGCUAAAGACUGCACCGAUCGCCGUUUUUCGGUUUUCUCCGCCUUCUUCUCCGUCGGCUACCGCGGCUCCGCAACCUCACGAUGGCGGCGAUGGUGAGUUAAUCCGUUUCUUUACCUCGAGGCCAUGUGGACCGCGCAAACUUCAGCGGAAGAAGCUAUCUGCUGCUAAGUACGUUUUCUUUUCGCCCCCAAGUCCGGAUCCCUCUGAUUCUGUUUUGGAUGUGUUCAGCGUCGACCUUGUCGUUGCUCAUUGAGUGGAAUUUUAUACUAGAAAUAAAAAAUAAAAGUUUCGUUGGCGAGGGACUUUAGAGACCUUUGUUUCGAAUUGGUAGGGAUUUUUAGAACAUAUAUGAAAAUUUCUACAUUCCUGCAAGC
This is a messenger RNA of Phalaenopsis equestris, 792 nucleotides long. RefSeq lists its product as uncharacterized. The record is from RefSeq and is a predicted model, not a curated record. The coding region runs from base 279 to 671 and encodes 130 amino acids. NCBI's taxonomy places the organism in Eukaryota, Viridiplantae, Streptophyta, Magnoliopsida, Asparagales, Orchidaceae. The transcript has 2 exons.